Anolis carolinensis (green anole) is the source of this 8554-nucleotide messenger RNA. It is a transcript of the gene cemip, whose product is annotated as cell migration inducing hyaluronidase 1. The coding region runs from base 1300 to 5355 and encodes 1351 amino acids. The transcript has 29 exons. The record is from RefSeq and is a predicted model, not a curated record. NCBI's taxonomy places the organism in Eukaryota, Metazoa, Chordata, Lepidosauria, Squamata, Anolidae.
GUCAGCAUGUUCAGCAGCUCAAUGAUUUAAUCCGUUGCGCCACUGGGGGCUCUGUUUGCUUUCGUUGUUGCAAACUGAAUUCAAAGUGCAAAAAUAAAAGGGAAAGGAGAGGACAGAUGGAAUUCUUCCCUCUCCGAGUCGUCUCAAGCAAAAGCAAACUGCUGUAGCAUCUCCUACGGUAUGUUCUUCUUCAUUAAUAUCUUUUUGCAUCUUGACCUCACACUGGCAUUACUUGGCUAUGCGUGUUCCAGUUUAGUGUUGGAGGGCAUGAUGAUUAUUUUUUCUAUUAGAAACUAUGGCCAGGCUGUGGCACAGCUGGCUAGUAACCAGCUGCUAUAAAUCACUACUGACCAAGAGGUCAUGAGUUCGAAGCCCGGGUCGGGUUAAGCCUCCGACCAUUAAUAGCCCCGGCUUGCUGUUGACCUAUGCAGCCCCGAAAGACAGUUGCACCUGUCAAUUAGGAAAAUUUAGGGACGCUUUAUGCGGGAGGCUAAUUUACAACACCAUAAAACUGCCAGCAAAACACGAGGAAAGGAAUGAGGAAGUACAGCCACUAGUGGACGGUGAAGCAACAGCUCCCCCUUUGGCCGGAAUCGUGAAGCUGGAAAAAUGUUAAAAAAAUGCCUCUGAGUCUGUCUAAUGUAUGUUGUUUGUCUGUUGGCAUUGAAUAUUUGCCAUAUAUGUGUUCAUUGUAAUCCGCCCUGAGUUCCCUUCGGGGUGAGAAGGGCGGAAUAUAAAUACUGUAAAUAAAUAAAUGGCCAACAGCACCGUCACCCAAAACAUUUGAAUCCAAGUACUCAAUUCAAGCAGAGACUAAACUCCCACAGAACACACUGAAUGUUUUCCCCUUUUUGCCCUAUCUGAGAGGCUUGGCCUUCAUGCACCAAGGCGACGAUGAUGCCUUAUAUUUCCUUCUUCCGCCAAGGGCAGAAGAGCUGACAACACAGAAGUCUGAAGAAACAAUACGCGUUGACCUUCUGGAAAAUUACACUUAUCCUUAAAAUCCUUGCUGAACCAGAGGCAGGCAAGGUGAGAGGAGCCUUCGUAAACAAGACCGGUGCCACAGAAGCACAAAAGAAAACAAUCCCCACCCUGCUGCAUAAAGGCAAGCAGUUACAAAAACAGCGAAUGGCAGGCGGUUUCAGCAGCAGUCUUGCUGGGACAGAGGAAAGGUGAUCAUCAGGGGGGAAAGCCAUCUGUUCAUCCAGAGAGAGACAGGAAGAGGAAAGCUUGUUGACUGGGAUUUGCUGCAGGUCUACAGAAAGAAGGGGGUAUCGAAGAGCAUCUUCAACACCAAAGAUGUCCUUGGCUGUUGGCUUUGUUUCCCUUAUAUUUGUGCUGCCUUCUCUACAUGCGAGAGCAGCCCCAUCCUGUUCUGAUUUGGAUCCAGAGCUGGAACUUUGGGAUCCUGGGCACGAUGAAGAUAAUCGAGUGAACAUCAGCCAUGGGCAAAAGCUUCUUCUGGCCUCCUCUGCAACUGUCCACUCCAUCCACAUCACCAAUGGAGGAAAGCUAGUGAUUAAGGACGACACAAACCCAAUUGUUUUGCGAACUCGACAUAUUCUGAUUGAAAAUGAUGGCGCAUUCUAUAUUGGGAGCGAGAGCUGCCCUUUCCAGGGAAACCUAACCAUCAUUUUGUAUGGACGUGCCGAUGACGACACCCCUUCGGACAGUUACUUCGGGAAGAAGUAUAUUGGGGUUAUUGGCGGUGGGACCCUGGAGAUCCAUGGUGAGAAGAAGCUCUCCUGGACUUUCCUGAACAAGACUUUGAACCCAGGCGGCUUGCAGGAAGGUGGCUACUAUUUCGAACGCAGCUGGGGCCACCGUGGCGUCAUCGUCCACGUCAUUGAUCCAAAGACAGGGGCAGUUGUGCAUUCCGACAGAUUUGACACCUACAAGCUCAAAAGCGAAAGCAUCCGCCUCGUCCAGUAUUUGAACACAGUCAAUAAUGGCAAGAUCCUGUCGGUUGCAGUGAAUGAUGAAGGGUCCAAGAAUCUGGAUGACUCAGCCAGGAAAGCGAUGACCAAAUUGGGCAGCAAGCAUUUCCUCCACCUUGGCUUCAGGCAUCCGUGGAGCUUCAUUACAGUCAAAGGAAGGCCUUCUUCUUCUGUAGAAGAUCAUAUAGAAUACCAAGGACGUCAAGGUUCAGCAGUGGCCAAAGUAUUCAAAGUGUUCCAAGCAGAAAACGGAGAGCAUUUUAAUGUCUCUUCAACCAGUGAGUGGGUUCAAGAUGUUGCGUGGACUGAAUGGUUUGAAAAGCCUGAAAAAUCCAAAUCCAAAGAUGGGGAGAAACUUUCGGACUUCAGAGCUGCUCAUCCAGAAGUCUGUGACCACCCCCUUGAUAUCCAGGCGCUCACACUCGAUGGAGCUCCGUUGAUAGUGGAGGUUAUCUACAAAAACGGCCGUAAUUACAGGUUCUUUUGCCGGGGUGCGGGACAGACUUCUGGAGGCUGCCAUAAGUACAGAGUGCGCUUCUUAUGCGGAAAACCCGUGAGACCCAAGCUUACCGUCACGGUUGACACAAAUGUAAACAGCACCAUCUUGAGACUGGCAGAUAACGUGCAGUCAUGGAAAGUUGGAGACAGGAUUGUUGUGGCCAGCACGGAUUAUUCCAUGCAUCAAGCGGAGGAAUUCCAGAUCUUGCCAUGCAGAGCCUGUGGGCGCCAUGAAGUCAAAGUGGCAGGAAAAGCAACCUACCUUCACACCGGAGAAGUAAUUGACGGAGUGGAUAUGCGUGCCGAAGUGGGCCUGCUGAGCCGGAACAUCGUGGUGAUGGGAGAGACGGAGAAAGGAUGCUACGAUUACAAGACUGAUCUGUGCUCCUUCUUUGAUUUCGAUACAUUCGGUGGACAUCUCAAGUUUGGUCUUGGAUUCAAAGCGGUCCAUUUGGAAGGGGUUGAGCUGAAAUACAUGGGCCAGCAGUUGCUGGGACACUACCCAGUCCACUUCCACAUGGCGGGAGAUGUGGAUGAGGAAGGAGGCUACCACCCACCUACCUACGUGAAGGACAUCUCUAUCCAUCACUCCUUUUCUCGUUGUGUCACGGUCCAUGGCUCCAAUGGUUUGCUGAUCAAGGAUGUCGUUGGGUACGAUGCGUUGGGACACUGCUUCUUCACAGAAGAUGGGCCCGAGGUCCGCAACACGUUUGAUCACUGCCUUGGACUUGUGGUGAAGCCAAGCACAUUGCUGCCAUCAGAUCGGGACACAAGAAUGUGCAAGACCAUCACGGAAGAUGCUUACCCGGGAUAUGUGCCAAAGCCUAGGCAGGACUGCAAUGCUGUAUCCACUUUCUGGCUGGCCAAUCCACACAACAACCUUGUCAAUUGUGCAGCUGCGGGAUCCGAAGAAACUGGGUUUUGGUUCGUUUUGCAUCAUGUGCCAACGGGGCUUUCGGCAGGCAUGUAUCCUCCUGGCUUCUCUGAACACAUUCCAAUGGGGACGUUCUCUAACAAUCGGGCACAUUCCAACUAUCGAGCUGGAAUGAUCAUCGACAAUGGCGUCAAAACUACACCUGCAUCAGCCAAGGACAAAAGACCCAUCCUAACCUUGAUUGCUGGAAGGUACAGCCCGCAUAAAGAUUCGGACCCUUUGAAGCCCCGGGAACCGGCCAUCAUCCGGCACUUUAUUGCCUACAAGAACCAAGACCAUGGCGCUUGGCUGCGGGGAGGAGACGUGUGGCUGGAGGCCUGCCAGUUUUCUGACAAUGGCAUUGGCCUCACGUUGGCAAGCGGAGGCACCUUUCCUCACGAUGACGGAUCAAAGCAAGAAAUAAAGAACAGCCUCUUUGUAGGCGAAAGUGGAAAUACGGGGACCGAAAUGAUGGAUAACCAUGUCUGGGGCCCCGGAGGCUUGGACCACAGCGGGCGGACUCUUCCCAUUGGACAGAAUUUCCCAAUUAGAGGGAUUCAGUUUUAUGAUGGGCCCAUCAAUGUCCAGAAUUGCACGUUCCGGAAAUUUGCUGCCCUGGAAGGACGCCACACCAGUGCCUUGGCCUUCCGACUGAACAACGCCUGGCAGAGCUGCCCAAACAACAACGUCACAAACAUCUUCUUCGAAGAUGUCCCCAUAACUUCUAGAGUAUUCUUUGGAGAACCAGGACCUUGGUUCAAUGGGCUGGAUAUGGAUGGAGACAAAACUUCUGUUUUCCACGAUGUAGACGGCUCUGUAUCUGAAUAUCCUGGAUCGUACCUGAUCAAAGAAGAUAACUGGCUGAUCCGGCAUUCAGACUGCAUUGAUGUCCCAGACUGGAGGGGCUCGAUCUGCAGUGGACAGUUUGCACAGGUAUACAUCCAAGCCUACAAAUCAGCCAACACGAGGAUGAAGAUCAUAAAAAAUGACUACUACACCCAUCCAUUAUACUUAGAAGGGGCUCUAAGUAAAAGCACCCACUACCAGCAAUAUCAGCCUGUGAUCACUCUGCAGAAAGGCUACACCAUCCAUUGGGACAAGACCGCUCCAGAGGAACUGGCCAUCUGGCUUAUUAAUUUCAACAAGAAUGAUUGGAUCGCAAUUGGGUUUUGUUAUCCUAGGGGGACAACAUUCUCCAUUCUCUCGGAUAUCCAUGAUCGGCUUACGAAGAAAACAAACAAAACUGGUACAUUUUACCCGGCUCUUCAAAUGGACAAACUUGAGUAUCGAAACCCUACCAAGGGGUACUACUAUUGGGAUGAAGAGACUGGGUUAUUGUUUCUCAAGCUAAGAGCUCAACAUGAAAAAGAGCCCUUUGCCUUCUGCUCGGUCAAAGGCUGUGAGAGAAUCAGAAUCAAAGCCAACAUCCCCAGGAACCCAGAGAGCAGUGACUGUGAAGCUAAAGCCUACCCAAAACAUGCCGAAAAACCAUCUAUAGAAGUACCAAUGCCCAAGAAGCUUCCUAGCACAAUUUCAAAGAGGGACCAUUUUGUGGAAGUGAAGAUCGAUAGCUACAAGACUAGAUAUUUCCAUCUCCGGGAUGACUUCGCAUAUAUUUCCGUUGAAGGAAAAAAGUUUCAUCUUUCUGAAGACGGGAUCCAAGUAGUUGUGAUUGAUGGGCACAAUGGAAAAAUCGUUGAUCAGACGAGUUUCAGAAACUCCAUUCUGCAAGGAAUUCCAGCGCAGAUAGAAAACUAUGUCAAUAACAUCCGGGACAAUUCCAUAGUGGUGAUAACAUCCAAAGGAAAAUUAAACACAAAAAGCCCAUGGACUAAAAUCCUGGACAGGCUUGGAGCAGAGACAGGCUUUAAAUUAAAAGAUAAAUUGGCUUUUGUUGGAUACAAGGGCAGCUUCCGUCCAUACUGGGUAAAACUGAAAACAGACGAUGAGGCAGUGAGGAUCUUCCAAGCUUUGCCAGUUCCAGUGGUGAAGAAAAUGAAAUUGUGAGGAAUUUGUCUAUGUCAUCGUUCUGCUUUUCUCAACAACGCAUCCUCAACAGAGAAGACAUUGAGGACAGCAGUGCCCGUGGCCCUUAAAAGAUGUAAUAUAUUUUGUUGAUGUACAUAAAAGAAAUCUUAUAUAAAUGAAUUAAGAGGCCGCAUCGGCCCACCAGCAUUCCUGAACCACUUUAAGUCAAGUUCAUUGAUCUGCUUUUGAAGAAUGAAUCAAUUGUCCUCUUCUCACAGACAAACAUGAAGGCAAGGAGGAGUUCAUCCUUUGUAGCCAUGUCCUUUCUGAAAGGCAUUGAGUUUGCCACUGUGUGAACAGAAUACUGGAAGAGAUGGGGCCUUGAUUAGGUACAAUUAGGUUCCUAAUCUUUAAUUUCACAUUCAUUGUAGUAGAAUUACAGCCUAUCUCGUGUUUGUGCACAGGGGUCUCAGGUACACAGUGCUGCUUCUCCUACUUUAGCCUUCAAAUACUUAUUUUUAAUGUUUUAAAACAACUACUCAGGAAAAAGUUUUACUUCUAAUUCUAUUAAACAGCUAGCAAAAGAACUGUUGGAACCCCACAACUUUCUAGAAUGUUGGGCCUCUUGAAGGGACACUGCGGACAUUGAACACAAAAGGGAAGUUUGUUAAGUGUUAAAUGGGUCACAGGGCUCAUAAACAGGUACAUCAUAAUCCAGGACUGGGCCAGAGCACUACUAUUUUGGACCAGUCCUGGAUUCAGCUGAGCUGUUUACAUGUUCUGUUCCAAGCUACAGCAAUUGCAAGAACUGGGUUAAUUGGUUUUACCCUGUCUUACCAACCAAAAGUCCCUGGAUGUCAUCUUGGACAUGCAGAGGCAACUUGUGGUUGAAAUCAGUGUAAAGGGCCAGCUUAACAAGGCCAAACACCUAUUUAAUAACUGUGGGGAAGUACAAGCAAAUACCAGUGAUCUGCCGAAUUACUAUCAGUGGCACUUUGGUGAUUUAGCAUUUCUUACAAAAGAAAGUAAAAUAACUAGUACACAAACUUGACAAUUCACAACAUGUACAAGAGAUUGUUUGCUAGUCUUCACAAAACCUUGAGAUUGUCUGGAUAAAAAAGUCAGUUAAUGGUGAUAAGUAAAUAUUGUGCUGUUCCUUUCCUUAGCACCAAAAAUGUUGCAAGUUCUAACAAACAAACAAAACCAGUAACACUGAACAAUAUACAUUUUGGUGCCUCAAAUGUUAGACCCGUUUCUGGGUAUAUCUGACCUGUUGAUUCCAAAAAUGGCACCAGUUUUCCCCGUCAGCUCGAGUUUUUGAGAUACAGAUCACAUGCCAUAUACCAACUUUCCUCGGCUUGUCCACAGAAAAUCGUGAUAGCCAUAUUUAAAAAACUAAAAUUGGUGCAGUCUCUCCAGUGCUAUUUCCUGAAUCAGAAGUUCAAAGAAGAGGUCUAAAAACCAAGAUAAUUAUUUUUGUUGGACUGUGUUACAUAUAAUGAUUAGAAAUAUCCAUGGGACAUCAGCACAAUAGUUUUGAUCCCGUGCUUUGGCAUCUAAAUCAAUGUAUCUGAAUUUCCCCUACUUGAAUUAGAAAGCCAAAUCUCAGCAGCCAUCAACCAGUUAUUUUUUUCUUUUCAAGAACCAACUCAGUAUCACCAAACUGUUUCUAUAUGUGCCCUUUCGUAGUUACAUGACCAACUGAUGUUAGGAUGUAUAAUAAUUAUUAUAAGAAUUGACCAUUCACAACUCGUGAAUCACUGCUUUUCAAAGGCUGUAAUGUAGCAAAUUGCUUCCCUCGAACCUUCACCCAAUGGACAUCAUUCUUUAAGAGGGUUUUUGGUGUGCACAUGCCUGUUUACCCGAAAUAGCUGGUCCUUUUUCGGAACUAGAUGUAUAGUGUUUUGUAUAUUUUCUUAACGUUCCUGUCCAAAUAAAGAGAUAUAUUUUCUAUUUAUUUAUUGCAAAGGCACUAAAAAAAGGAUUAAAUCUGAAGAGAGCAAAGCUAUGAUGGAGUUUGCCAAGGAACAAGGACUUGGAAACUCAUCUCAGAUUGUCUGCUUUGCACUUGAAAAAUUUCUCAUGGCCACAGAAUGUGGUACUCUCUUGGCAUCCAGUUUUUGUAAUGAUUUUUUAAAAAAUUGCAAUGUUACUUCCAAAUGUAUUUGCUUACAAUUUAACAGCCAGCUAUUUGGAACACACCAUUUACUGGAUUAAAAGUUUCGAUGCAAUCUUUGAACACUUUUGUCAUGGUUUGUGUUUGAUUACUUUCUUGUAAUGAGCUGCUGGUAUACAUGCGAUUUUGGAAAAGUAACAGAAUUAUCCUUUCUAUAAACUGUGUAUGAAAUAUAUGUAGGGCUCAGCUACGCUGGAGAGUUUGACCUAUUGUAAAUCUGCCCCAGUAAGAGGAAUCUCUUUACUGGAAAGGCAUUUAAAACCCUCUGUGACAUCUUAAGCUUGGCCUAGAAGCAAUACAACUUCAAAAAAGCAACAACUUCAUAGCCUAAGGGCCUAAAGCAAUCAAUACUGCCUUGGAAGAUCCUAUCAAUAUAAUUUAAAAUGGAUUAGAGACAAAUGUUCAGAUUUCAGAGAAAGCAAGUGUACUUAAGAUUCCUAUACUCGACAUAUUUCAACAGCAAAAAUAGAUACAGAGCUAACUAUUUUAAGCAUAUCAUGCCGGGUAACCUACUUUACAUAUUUUCCUUAUGUUUAACCAGUGGUGUGCUGUCGCUUUCCAUGUAAAAGUGCAUUCCCAAGCAUGUCUCACAAGUCUUAAUUUAUAGAAAAUCCUAAACUGGUAAGUUUGCCUUAAGGUCACCAUAAGUCAGCAAUGACUUGAAGGCACACAACGGCACCAAAACAAAGCCUAAAGAUCUAAGGUCUUUUGUCUUUUUAAUAAAACUUUAUGGCUCUUCUGGUAUCUGGUACAGGCCAAUCCUGCUCCAAUGGCUUUGACAGAUCCAACUGAAGAAAGAGAAAAUCCCUUCCUGAGCAUGGGGAAAGCAGAAUUUAAAGAUGAAAGAGGGGUAUUUUCCAGAAGACAAAUGUUAAUGGUACAUCUCUUAGUGGCUCAAAUGAAGAAUUCAAUAAAGUUUUGUGGACCCAUCUGACUGGACUGGAAAAACUGGGAAGUUCCUGUUUAUUUUCAUGUCUUUGCAAAGAGUAAUUGCAAUAGUACUCCUCAUAAAUCAUCUUAUAAAACUGGGUGGGGAAUAUUUGGUCCCCAAGAUGUUUUCUA